CUCGAAGAAGCCCUGGCGCGCCCUCCCCCCCUCCCCGGUCUGGUAGGGCGAAGGAGCGGGCGCGCGGUCGAUCGAGCGAUCGGUUGGCGGCUCUUUCUCCUGCUCUGGCAUCCAGCUCUUGGGGCGCAGGCCCGGCCGCCGCGGCGCGCGCCCGGUGGCCGUUGGCGCUCGCGCCGCGUCUUUCUUCUCGUACGCAGAACUCGGGCGGCGGCCUAUGCGUUUGCGAUUCGACGAGGAGUCGUCCGGGUGGUCGGCGGCGGCGGGCAGCUGCUCCGCCCCGCUCCCGGGGAGGCGGCGGCGGCGGCGGGAUUUGGCGCGGCCGGGGAAGCUGGGGUGGCCGGGGCCGGCCUGGAGGCCUGGCGCCACCCUUCGGGGCCUGCAAGGACCCAGUUGGGGGGGCAGGAGGGGGCCGGGGGAUGGUUGGUGGUGGGCUUUCUACUUUGCCUUUUCCUCCUUAUGCCGCCUUAGUGAGGGGCGGGAGCUCUGGCGGCAUCUCCGGGGUGGAGAAACAAGCUCCGGAGUCGGAAGAGCUGGGUUUGCUUCCGGGCCUAGCCACCAGCUGGCCGAGUGACUUUAGGCAAGUCACUCUGUAAUUUGUCUGCGCCUCAGUUUCCUCCUCUGUCAACGUUUGUGGGAUUGAAAGCGCUUUGUAAACUAUAAAGCGUCGGUGAAUGUAAGGGAUGAUUAUUGUUCGUAAGGGUUGGCCUUUUUUUUUUUUUUUUUUUUUGAGUUGUAAGAAAACUUUGCAAUUGCCCAGUCCUUGGAUUUGAACCUGGGAACCUUGGAUUGGAGUUGGAUAUUCCCAAACUCCCUGAAAUUGUGUGCAAAAAUUAGUGGGAAUGUCCAUUUUAGGGGAAUGAGGAUCUAUCGCCAGCAAGUUUUCAGUGGGGGCUGUGACCCAGAAGAGUUAAGAACCACAAUUCCUUUGCCACAAGGAGGAAACUGAGGCCUAGAUGUCAUUUGGGACCCGUUACAACCAAUUUGAAGCCCCUGUUGAAUCCCUGGGAUAUGUGAGCUGUUCUAUGCAUAGUGGAUAUUCGGGGUAACAACACUCCACUGCUUGGCUUCUAUUGUGAGUCUUUUCACCAUGGGUUGCCUGAAGGGUGGCUGACGCAUAUGGUACAGAGGCACCCAAUAUAAAGCAGCUAAAACUAGGAGUGGAUGUGUUUUCUGGUAUUAAGAAGCCUAUUUAAUCUUUGGCCCAACAACUUUUUGUUUUCUGGUGCCUGACUACGUUUCUGACUGUUUCAUUGACCAUUCUCCAUGACCAUGGUUGCCAUACAUUUCUUGCUCCUAUUUUAUAUUCUUAGUGUGUGUGGUUGGUAGUGAGCAGGCUUACUUUUAAAUGGUGCUGCCAAGUCCAGCUAAUUAAUGGUGCAGGUGGAUUUUUAGCAAGCUGGCUCACUGGAACAGACUGAACCAUGCAUGGAAUUCCUGAAGAUGUUUGGGGGUUUGUCUUUAUUAAUUGAAGGUUAACAUUCUCUGAAAAGUUUUGUUAGAACUUCUGCUGAACCUCAAAAUCAGUAGAUUGAAAGUGUUUCAAACCUUGACUCUUUCUUGGCCUGCCUUGUGUUUUCUUUGCUUGCAAGUGUGUUACUAAGAUGGCCAAAAUGCCAGUUUUUGCUUGUUAAUUGUCAGCUGCUUUUAUCAAAUUCCAGGCCAUUAUCCAGCAAACACUAUAGAAAUGUUUGAACACUUGGAUUUCAAACAUUUUCAUUUCGUGGAGUGGUGCUUACCAGUGGUACAGCUCUAAGCAAGCAAACGCAAACACACUUAAGUGUUUUGUCUGUUAGUUGUUAGCCGGUUCUGCUAUUUCAUACAAAUGUCUGGGAAAAAAUCCAUUGACUAUUCCCUUUACCUAGAGGGCAGAGACAAAUGAUCUCAAUUCCAGAGAAACGACUGUUUUGGAGAAAAAUGUGUUGGUCUUUUAGCUCUUUUGUAAUUAAAUCUGGAUGUACCUCAAGAGAAUCUUAAGACUGUGGUGAUAAGAUGCUUUCCUCAGGAGAAGGAGGAAAAAAACAACUGGAACUCAAAGCUUGAAAUUAUGUGACAAAACAUGAGCUGUCCGGGAUAGGAGGUUGAAAGGUUUUCACUACAGUGUUCUGCUCUUGCUGGAACAGAUGUCUUUCAAUAUAGUCACGAUGUGGACUCCAGAUUCUCAAGAACUGGAUCUGGGACCUGGAAGAGAUUAUCGAGGUGUGACAGGAACUCGGGAGCUGGAUUUUUUUAUUUUUGAAUUUGGGGACUGUUGUCUUUACUUUGAGAAAAGAGACAAUGACUGAGCAAGCACUGCCACCAGCACUGUUGCUGGGAAUUCGGAGACCUGAGUUUUCGCCAAACCCUCAGUGCAAACUCUGGCCAUGCUCCAUCCAAAGUGAACUACGUCCUGUGCCUCCUGGUUGCCGAGUGUUCACCUGGACCUUCUGACCACCUUUGUGCUGUUCCAUCAGCCUACAGAUCUGGUACCUGGAUUUUUGCCCAUGGUGAUUCUACCACCUUACUACUGAAGAAGACAUCAUUCCAGUGGACCACUGUGACCCAGGAGGCAUCCAGCGAAUCAUCAUGAUGUGGCCUUCACCUCCACUCCUGUCCUGUUCUACCCAGAUUCAACACAGCCCUUUGUAGUGAAGUCAAACUCCUCAAGCCAAAUAGCUAAAGCUGUUUUACCACAACAAAGGCUCAGUUUGUUCCAUGAGUGUGCAUUUCGUUUCUUCAGUUAAAGGCUUCAGAGACACUUAAUAAUUUGGACCAGGGGAUUUUUAGUUAUCAGCACUGUCUGAAGAAUGGCAACAUCUUUUUGAGAACCGCAUUGGACCAUGCCCCACUAUCUUAAAUGAUUGAAAUUCAGGACGUAUAAACUGGACCCCAUUUUUUUUCCAUUUCAAAUCUGUAGUAGCCUACUGAUUGAGCAAGCAGAUAUUCUGACCCAUUGGGAUUAAAACAAAGGCACAGUGAACUCACAGCAUCUUCUUUGGGAUUACUCAGGAACCAGAACUUUUCACACAAAUGUAAGAAAUUCUACCAAGGAAUCCCUUUACUUAACAGCAUGUCACAAAGCUCCAGUCAGAUUCCAGAAAAGGCCUCUUGAUACAUCCAGCAUUUUGUGAACAACUUAUUCUUAGAUCAUUGGUUUUCCAAAGGCUUUGUGGCCAUGAAGCCCUUUGAAUGAAAACUUUAUGGAAGCCUAGAGUAAAAGUGAAGCUGCUCUGGAGGAAGCAGAAGUGGGGGGCCUGAAACCUGCCACAAGCAUCUUACUUUUCCACCAUGGUGACACCUAAGGAGACUUCUUUACAACAACUAGAAUUCUUCAGAGCACAGUUUGAAAACCACUGCCCUAGACAACAAUGUGUUUGACCUGAAUGGCAUUCUAUUCUACACCUCUACCCAACACAGUCCAUGUUCAGUUGAUGCUGAACAUUCUUAGGAAUACUUACUGUGGGCAAACUCAGAAAAGUACAAGAAGAUGGGCAUAUCUUUGCCCCCCAGAGUAGUCACAUGGGCUGAAAGUGGUAUCAAAUGGACCUAGAGUAAUAGCCCUCUACCCACAGAUGGACUUCCAGUGAUUCCUGGAAGCCAGAGAGCAAUUCAUACAUACUCUACACUGACAAACCCCCUUACCCAGCUUCUUUCACAAACACCAGACGCUCUAAUGGUACUUGAAAUACAUGACCUUGACGUCUUGAUCCUCCUUGGAUACAUGAAUCACCGGGUAUUGAAGCUGAUGUUGAAGUUGAUGCCUCCUUAAGGCCAUAUUAGACCAGCUGUACAUUGGACCUCCCAUCCUCAGCUAUGGUACUCUACUUCAUAUGCAAGGGAAGACCAUGAACUAUGAAAGCAGAAUUCAAAGACUGGCAACAUUAUCUAAAGGGUACCUGGUUAUUAUUCAUCUUCUCAAACUCACUAUCACUCAACCAGUGGCAAUUAAACACUACUCCUUGGUUUUUAUUGCUGUUUCCAGGAUAAAUGAGCUAAUAACCUUUGAAAAAUCGCUAAAACAAUUCCUCCAUCACUGGCAUAUCUGCCUAUUCUGCUCCAAAAUUAUAAAUACUUCUCAGCUCUAACUACGUGUAAUACCUGACCCACAAGAGACAGUCUCUGAACAUCCUUUCUCGUGUGUGAGAUUUAAAACGUGGCCAUUUCGAAAAUUUUCUUCCAGCCAAUGAGAGAUUUUAAAAUGGGUCUUUUGAUGUCUGGUACCAUCAGCUGUUGAUGUUGAUGAUAUUUGGAGGUAGGCCUUUUGACCAGGCUUUGAUGGCUUACUUGGUGGGCAUCUCAAAUUGCAUAUCAUCUACCUUUUUGCUGGAAAUGUAGACUGACUGGAAAGGAAAUCUACAAAGCUUGCAGCUAAAGAUUUUAUCAGUAGACUCAAGAGCUUCCUGCCGCUUCUUCCUAAUGUCACAAGACCACAGUCCCCUGUCCUUGUGGAUGUUUUCAUGGAAUUUCAUCUGCCUCAAUACUGUUGUUUUACACUGAAUCAGAGUGUCUGACUUCAUUCCUUGUCGUGAAAUACUCUCAGGCAUUAAGACAACUUAUCUGUUCAGGAGGGAUUUGAUUCAUGAACUCCCAGACCAGAUCAUGUAGAACAAGUAGACUUUGAUUUGUACCAUGAGAAAAAUCUCAUUUCUUUACUUCAGAAUUGACUGAAGGGCCAGCUGUCCUCAACUACUUUAACGAAUGCACUGGUUAAAUGUUGGAAGUGUUUAUAUCUUUGUCUCUUAUCCUCUAGACUAACCAUGAUUAUAUGACUCGGUCUACAAAUCAUCAAACAAGGCCUAAGUCUGGUUACUCUACACUGCUCACCCUCAACAAAUAAAAUCUGAUGAGUAGCCUGGUUGUAUAUACAAUUAUUACUUGUAAAGAAGAAAUUAUCUACAAGCUCAGUUUUUCUACUGCCUUCAAAAUGUCAGCUCAAUUUUUGUUUUCUCCUGUACUUGACCGAAAAAGACAUUGAUCUACACUGCCAGUCAUCCCUUUAAUCCUGUCAAAAUGAGGGACCUAAGGUAAAGAUGAUCAUCUGUUCAAGAGUCUAAUGUACACUGUGUAUAAGAUUGUGGAAAAAGCCUGAAACUCAAACCUAGUAUCUUACUAUCUCCAUGCCUCAGACCUCAUCUUUCAGCAGUACCAUUCAGCCAAUCUGAGGCCUUGACUUGUUGAUAAGAUGAUUCUCAGAGAUGGGCUGAGUUACAGAAGAUGGAGACUUAAUUACCAAAGAAAGUAGGGCCAACCUUGAUGAACCUGGCUCUCCCAACCCUGUCACUCCCAGAUGUAGCAUAGACUCCUAAACAGAACCUCAAGUCUGGAUUAAGGAGAUGGCCUCCUGAGCUGAAAGUUCUUGGGCAGAUGAGUAGGAAAAUGAAAGUUGCUGUACCUGACUGGCCCCUUAAGAUCAGAAAAUUGUAUCCAGAGUAAACCCUGUGAAUUAACCCUGGAGUACUCAGGGUUAAAACUAAUUGACAGAGCUUCAAUAUUAAAUUGCCUGUUACUCCAGAUCGUAGCCUGGCUAUUGAUAUGGCUGGCCCUGCUAAAGCUACUUUACUUACUUGUCUAUUUACCUGACUCUGCCCUUGCCUGAC
Messenger RNA from Hippopotamus amphibius kiboko, 5573 nucleotides. RefSeq names its product taurine up-regulated 1 (gene TUG1). The annotation marks the transcript as partial. Lineage: Eukaryota; Metazoa; Chordata; Mammalia; Artiodactyla; Hippopotamidae. The transcript has 3 exons. The record is from RefSeq and is a predicted model, not a curated record.